ACCGGACGGAUCGUUCGAGGCGACUGAGGUGGCGAAAUCGAACGCAGCGGCGGCUCUCUUCGCGCUAUCGAAUGCGGAGGAGAAUAAGAAGGUCGCCUGGUCGGCUGGUGCUGUCCCGCCGCUGAUUAAUCUCCUCCGAAAGGCGACGUGCGCGCGUACCAAGAAGGAUUGCUGCCUCGCUCUUUACAACCUGUCGUUAUUUCCGAAAGCUGCGGAGGACGCGAUUAAGCACGGGUUGGUUCGCCAAGCUGACAGAAGUUAUGAGAGGCUGGAGAGGAGUUAUGAGAGGCUGGAGAGGAGUCAUGAGAGGCUGGAGAGGAGUUAUGAGAGGCUGGAGAGGAGUUAUGAGAUGCUGGAGAGGAGUUAUGAGAGGCUGGAGAGGAGUUAUGAGAGGCUGGAGAGGAGUUAUGAGAGGCUGGAGAGGAGUUAUGAGAGGCUGGAGAGGAGUUAUGAGAGGCUGGAGAGGAGUUAUGAGAGGCUGGAGAGGAGUUAUGAGAGGCUGGAGAGGAGUUAUGAGAGGCUGGAGAGGAGUUAUGAGAGGCUGGAGAGGAGUUAUGAGAGGCUGGAGAGGAGUUAUGAGAGGCUGGAGAGGAGUUAUGAGAGGCUGGAGAGGAGUUAUGAGAGGCUGGAGAGGAGUUAUGAGAGGCUGGAGAGGAGUUAUGAGAGGCUGGAGAGGAGUUAUGAGAGGCUGGAGAGGAGUUAUGAGAGGCUGGAGAGGAGUUAUGAGAGGCUGGAGAGGAGUUAUGAGAGGCUGGAGAGGAGUUAUGAGAGGCUGGAGAGGAGUUAUGAGAGGCUGGAGAGGAGUUAUGAGAGGCUGGAGAGGAGUUAUGAGAGGCUGGAGAGGAGUUAUGAGAGGCUGGAGAGGAGUUAUGGGAGGCUGGAGAGGAGUUAUGAGAGGCUGGAGAGGAGUUACGUUCGACGGACCCGCUUCCGCCCGUCGCACUCCCUUCCGCGUGCCUGCACUCCCUUCCGCCCGUCGCACUCUCUUACGCCCAUCAAACUCCCUCCCGCCGUCGCCCUGCUGCCCGUCGCUUCCCCUAGCGCUCGUCGCACUCACUUCCGCCGUCGCCCUCCCUUCCGCCCGUCACCUUCCCUUCCGCCCGUCGCCCUCCCUUCCGCCGUCGCCAUCCCUUCCGCCCGUCGCCCGUCGCCAUGCCUUCCGCCGGUCGCCCUCCCGUCCGCCGUCGCCCUCCCUUCCGCCGUCGCCAUCCCUUCCGCCCGUCGCCCGUCGCCAUGCCUUCCGCCGGUCGCCCUCCCGUCCGCCGUCGCCCUCCCGUCCGCCGGUCGCCCUCCCGUCCGCCGUCGCCCUCCCGUCCGCCGUCGCCCUCCCUUCCGCCGUCGCCAUCCCUUCCGCCCGUCACCCUCCCUUCGUCUCGUCGCCCUCCCUUCCUCCCAUUGCGCUCCCGACCACCCGCCGCCAUACCUUCCCCUCGUCGCGCUCCCUUCCGCCCGUUGCCCCCCUUUGUCUCGUCGCGCUCCCUGCUGCUUAUCGCCCUCCCUCCCGCUCGUCCCCUCGCAAUCCCCGUAUCUCUCCCCUCGUCGCCCUGGCAUCUCCGUCACUGUCGCCAUCCCUCCCAUCUCCCUUCCCAACUCAUUUGGACCAGUCACGCCCCCUUUCCAACCCACCCACACGGUGGCCCUUCCCCUAAUGAUCGCCUUUCACCUCCACACCGCUUACCUCUCUCCUUCCCCACACCAUUUCCGGGCUCCCCACCGUUCUUCGGAUUGCUCUCUCCCCGGCAUCUCCCCCGCUCCCCACGAAAUGCUUCCCCCCAUCCUCUUCACUGUUUCCCCUGGGCUUCCCGCACUGCUUUUCCAUGUCCCCUUCCCAGCUUCCCCCCAUCCCCUUCGCUUCUUCCCCCCAUCCCCUUCCCUGCUUCCCCCCAAUCCCCUUCCCUGCUUCCCCCCAUCCCCGUCCCUUCCUCCCCCCAUCCCCUUCCCUGCUUCCCCGUGUCCCUUUCCCCGCUCCCCCCCAUUCCCUUCCAUGCUUCCCCAUGUCCCCGUCCCUGCUUCCCCCCACGCCCUUCUCUGCUUCCCCCCAUCCCCCUCCCUGCUUCCCCAUGUCCCUUUCCAUGCUUCCCCCCAUCCCCUUCCCUUCUUCCCCCCAUCCCCUUCCCUUAUAUUCCCCCAUCCCCUUCCCUGCUUCCCCAUGACUCCCUGCUUCCCCGUGUCCCUUUCCCUGCUUCCCCCCAUCCCCUUCCCUGCUUCCCCAUGUCCCUUUCCAUGCUUCCCCCCAUCCCCUUCCCUUCUUCCCCCCAUCCCCUUCCCUUAUAUUCCCCCAUCCCCUUCCCUGCUUCCCCAUGACCCCUUCCCUGCUUCCCCGUGUCCCUUUCCCUGCUUCCCCCCAUCCCCUUCCCUGCUUCCCCAUGUCCCUUUCCCUGCUUCCCCCCAUCCCCUUCCCUGCUUCCCCCCAUCCCCUUCCCUUCUUCCCCGUGUCCCCUUCCCUUCUUCCCCCCAUCCCCUUCCCUGCUUCCCCAUGUCCCCUUCCCUGCUUCCCUGUGUCCCCUUCCCUGCUUCCCCGUGUCCCCUUCCCUUCUUCCCCCCAUCCCCUUCCCUUAUAUUCCCCCAUCCCCUUCCCUGCUUCCCCAUGUCCCUUUCCCUGCUUCCCCCCAUCCCUUUCCCUGCUUCCCCCCAUCCCCUUCCCUGCUUCCCCCCUUCCCCUUCCCUGCUUCCCCGUGUCCCCUUCCCUUCUUCCCCCCAUCCCCUUCCCUUCUUCCCCCCAUCCCCUUCCCUUAUAUUCCCCCAUCCCCUUCCCUGCUUCCCCAUGACCCCUUCCCUGCUUCCCCGUGUCCCUUUCCCUGCUUCCCCCCAUCCCCUUCCCUGCUUCCCCAUGUCCCUUUCCAGGCUUCCCCCGAUCCCCUUCCCUUCUUCCCCCCAUCCCCUUCCCUUAUAUUCCCCCAUCCCCUUCCCCCCUUCCCCCCAUCCCCGUCCCUUCCUCCCUCCAUCUCCUUCCCUGCUUCCCCCCAUCCCCUUCCCUGCUGCCCCCCAUGAGUGA
Messenger RNA from Closterium sp. Naga37s-1, 2995 nucleotides. NCBI's taxonomy places the organism in Eukaryota, Viridiplantae, Streptophyta, Zygnematophyceae, Desmidiales, Closteriaceae. The record is from the annotation of a GenBank genome assembly.